This is a messenger RNA of Rubroshorea leprosula, 857 nucleotides long. NCBI's taxonomy places the organism in Eukaryota, Viridiplantae, Streptophyta, Magnoliopsida, Malvales, Dipterocarpaceae. The record is from the annotation of a GenBank genome assembly.
GUCGAUAGAACUGAGAAUCAUAGGAUCUUACCGAUCUCGAUGUCUUCCCUCCCGCCGGCGACUUUGCCUCCGAAGAAAGAGAAAAUGGCGUAAAAUCUAUCUGAUUGUAUAAAGUGAAAUUUCAGUUUGUUUCUGUAAAUUGCGCGUGAGCCGGCAAGAUGUUAUCCACAAUUCAUUCCGGUCUCAAUUGUGCUUUCACCUUUCCUUCAUUCCCUACUCAGAAAACCAUUAUUAAGUCCCCUGCGACUUCCGUUGUCUUCAAGUCUAAAGCAAAUUCGAUACUCCUAUCGACCAUUUCUAAUGAGAGAAUCAUACCCACUUCCAGAACUCAAAGAUUAAACGUAUCGGCAGUCCCAGAAGCCGUCACCGUUGAAACAACCACGGAAACAGAAACUUCGUCCUCUGAAACUCCAAAGGAAACUGAGAAAGCUGAGGUGACGGUGAAGCAAGUGCGGAAGCCGAGGCUGGUACUGAAGUUCAUAUGGAUGGAGAAGAACAUCGGGCUUGGUCUGGAUCAAGUGAUUCCUGGGCACGGCACGGUUCCUUUGAGUCCUUACUUCUUUUGGCCGAGAAAAGAUGCAUGGGAAGAACUCAAGGCCACUCUAGAAAGCAAACCAUGGAUAUCCCAGAAGAAAAUGAUUAUCCUUCUCAAUCAGGCCACUGAUAUCAUCAAUCUGUGGCAGCAAAGUGGCGGCAAUCUCACCUAAACUCACAAUUUCAGUAUUUUAAUACGUAGUUGAAUUUUGGAAUUAAUAUUCUUUGAAUCUGGUUUGUAUUUUCAUUUUAACCACCUAAACUCACAUUGUUGUAAUUUGCAAUCCUUGUCAUGUAAUAUCGUAUCUGAGCUGAGCAUUUAC